Molecule: messenger RNA, 1417 nt
Organism: Pseudovirgaria hyperparasitica
Lineage: Eukaryota; Fungi; Ascomycota; Dothideomycetes; Acrospermales; Acrospermaceae
Product: short-chain dehydrogenase
Exons: 1
Coding region: 170-1174 (334 amino acids)
Source: RefSeq, a predicted model, not a curated record
UCCUGGACGAUUUCAUGUCGAAGUAUCAAAAGCCAUCCAUCUCACGAUUACCCGAAGAAAGUCGUGUGAUUUCCGAGGACUCUCGCUAUUCCGAGGGGGCUUAUCCUAAUCUCGACUCACUAGCAUAUAUCGUGCAGCAUCGUACAGCUCACGUGAGCCGCAAAAAAACAUGGGACAAGCAUCAUCAAUCCUCUCGCAAUCCUUCUUCAUCCCCAGCCCUCCCCUGACCAUCGACACUCUUCCCGACCAAACCGGCCGCGUCCACAUCGUCACAGGCGGCUACGCCGGCGUGGGCAAAGAGCUCGCCCGCAUCCUCUACUCCCGCAAUGCAACCGUCUACAUCGCCGGACGCAGCUCCGAGAAAUACAAUGCCGCCCUUACAGACAUCCAACAUGCUGCACCAUCCUCAACCGGCAAGCUGGACUUCCUGCAGCUCGACCUGUCCGACCUGCCCACCGUGAGCGCCGCCGCGGCCGCCUUCAUGGCCAAGGAGUCGAGACUGGACGUCCUGUACAACAAUGCCGGCGUCAUGGUGCCCGCCGCAGGCUCCGUCACCGCGCAAGGCCACGAGCUGCAGAUGGGCACGAACUGCCUUGGCCCGUUCCUGCUCAGCACCGCUCUUCUGCCUGUCCUCCGUUCCACGGCGCAGACCUCUCCACCUGGCUCCGUACGCGUAACCUGGGCCGGUAGCAUCGGGGUCCAGGUCGCCACGCCCAAAUACGGAGUUCAGCUUGGACCCGACGGCCCGGAAAUCGACCCGAACCCAUGGCUCAACUACGGAAUGUCGAAGGCUGGGAACUUCUUCCUGGGUAGUGAGUUCGCGAGGAGGUAUGGACGCGAGGGCAUCGUAAGUGCGAGCUUCAACCCGGGCAACCUGAGGUCGGAAUUGCAGAGACAUAUGGGGUGGAUAGGCAGGGCGAUAUUGUUGAUGGGGUGCUACCAUGCGGAGUUUGGCGCUGCGACGGAGCUUUACGCCGGGUGCUCGCCGGAUAUUGGGUUGGAGAGGAACGGCGUGUAUGUGAUGCCAUGGGGCCAGAUCGGGACGGAGAAGUUGAGGCCAGAUGUGCUAGAGGCGGCGAAGGGAAAGGAGGAGGGUGGAAAGGGGCUUGCGAGCGAGUUCUGGGACUGGUGUGAGAAAGAGACGAGAGCGUACACGAUCAGUGAGAAGCUCUGAUCUGGAAUGCGGAACGAACGAGGGUUAUAUAAAGGCUUUAUCACGGCUUUAGGUCUACCACGCCUCCAUUACCAGCCAGCUAGUCUGCGAAUGGGAUGCAAUUCCAACUCACAAGUCUCUGCUCUAUCCUCACUACGUGCCCGCCAUCUGCCCUUGCAGUCUUUUAGUUAUUCAAUCGAUGACGUCUGUACAUUACCUUGCAAGCGAAGCAGAGACACUGCUGCACACCGAAAUCCUCGAAAU